Daucus carota subsp. sativus is the source of this 2283-nucleotide messenger RNA. Its product is annotated as plant UBX domain-containing protein 7. Lineage: Eukaryota; Viridiplantae; Streptophyta; Magnoliopsida; Apiales; Apiaceae. The coding region runs from base 64 to 1614 and encodes 516 amino acids. Gene Ontology annotation, biological process: proteasome-mediated ubiquitin-dependent protein catabolic process. The transcript has 11 exons. Gene Ontology annotation, molecular function: ubiquitin binding. Gene Ontology annotation, cellular component: nucleus. The record is from RefSeq and is a predicted model, not a curated record.
UCCUACUACAGACUGUAUUUACGAGGCUUCUUCUCUCACAGCGUACAGAAGAACGAAGCAAGCAUGGAAAACGACAACGUUGCAGGGAUGGAACACCCUCUGAUUACUGCUUUUCUUCAUAUCGCCAAGGGGCAGACCGCUGAAACUGCUAUCCGAUUCUUACAGGCCACUGGUUGGCAGCUUGCGGAAGCUAUUCAGCUCUUUUAUGCUGGGAAUGAAACUGGAGCUGUUGCAUCAUAUUCAGAAUUUCCUCCAUUGGUAAAUGCGAAAACCCAGAUUGAUGACAGUUUAAGUGGUUCGGGAAAGCAAUUGGAUCAUGAACAUGCAGCGCCAACCAAUGAUUCUACAGUACGAGCUCCGUUACCAGUAAUGAGAGAUCUCCUCUAUGACCGGGAAAUGCUUUAUCAUUCCAGAAGAGCUGCUUUUUUGGGGUAUGUGUCUAAUGGAGAUCGUUCAGACGUACUGUUACCCAAUUCCAGCCGGGAAGUAAAGCAUCCUGGGAUCUGGGAAGCAGAGCAAUCUUCUGCAUCUGCAGUAGAUAACUCUCGAGAUAAUCUUGCCUCGUUAUAUCGUCCUCCUUUCGCAAUAAUGUUUCGAGGUCCAUUUGAGAUGGCCAAAGAUGCAGCGAAAGAUCAGAACAGAUGGCUUCUGGUCAAUUUGCAAUCCAUGAAGGAAUUCAGCUCACAUAUGCUUAACCGUGACACUUGGGCAAAUGAAGCUGUUGCCCAAACCAUCAAAGCAAAUUUCAUCUUCUGGCAGGUAAACGAUGAUACGGAGGAGGGCAGUAAGGUCUGCACUUACUACAGAUUGGAUUCCCCUGCAGUUCUGAUUGUUGAUCCUGUUACAGGACAGAAAAUGCGAUCAUGGAAAGGAAUGAUUCCACCAGAGACAUUGCUGGAGGAUCUGCUACCGUUUAUGGAUGGAAGCCCAAAGGAUCAUCAUGCCAGUUUUUCUCAAAAACGAACCACAGAAACUUCUCAGGCUUCAUCUCUGAAUGUUCAAGCAGAUAUAUCUGAGGAUGAAUAUGAGGAUAUGCUGCUAUCAUUGGCUACGGGAAUCUCCCAAUAUAUGGAUAUCACUGAUGCUGAGGAAGAACUACGCAAAUUAAAGAAGCCAGCAUGUUUACCCUUGCCUGAGAAGCAAAGCAGAGAAACUUUUCAGGCUUCAUCUCAGAAUGUUCAAGUUGCAGCAGAUAUAUCUGAGGAGGAAUAUGAGAAUAUGCUCCUAGCAUUGGCAGCUGCCCCGGAAAGCAUUGACGAUGCUACUGGAGGCUCCCAAGAUAUGGAUACUACUGCUGCUAAAGAAAAUAUCUGCAAAAUAAAGAACCCAGCAUAUCCACCCUUGCCUGAAGAACCUAAAGCUGAUAAGGACCUCCUUUGCAGAGUUGGAGUGCGACUUCCUGAUGGGCGAAGGCUGCAGAGGAACUUUUUACGUACUGACCGGAUACAGCUGCUGUGGUCAUUUUGCAAUUCUCUGCUUGACGAAGAAGAUUCUCGGCAGUUCCGCUUGAAUCUUGCAAUUCCAGGUGCUUCAAGAUCCUUGGAAUAUGAAAGCAACUUGACCUUUGACGAAUCUGGGCUCUCAGACUCGAUGAUUUCAGUCAACUGGGACUGAAGGGCAUAUCAGGUCCAAUAGCUUAUUUUCGCCACAAAUAGUCUGGCAAAAUGAAUAUUUUGUUUGUUCUUUAAGCUCUGUUAGCUUUAACUGCCAAACAUCAGUUUGUAUGUACCCCUAGCCCCGUUUGGUAUUUGAAGUCUUUUAAAAGCAAGAUGUGUUACAUGGUUGGGCGUUUAUACCUGCUGUUUUUUAAACUAAAUAUUAGGUGUUACAAUCGUGUUUUUUUGGAGAAGUCAUAGCUUAUCUUUUUAGGUGUGAGCCUUGUUUACCAGAAAACAACUAAUGAUUUUACAAAAACACCACACCUUAGUAGCCAGCCUUUUAUAUCACCCAUUAACAUUACAAAGAUAUCCCAGUAGCUAACUAGCUUUUAUACCACACAAAUGCGCAUCAUAUGCAAGCCUAGCUUGUGUCGUUUAUCACCAAAUAUGCCCAGUGUCGGCUGGUUCUAAGUUAGUUCUGAACAUACUUGAGUGUUUUUUACCUUAGUUCUCUCUAGUCUCGUCUGAACCUAGUUCUUUUUGGAGGAUCAAUGGUUCUUUUUCCAACCUUUUGUUUUUAUGGGUGCUGAUCUUGCUGUUAACAUUUCUUAUCUGAACUGUUUGUAUACAUAUCUACCUUGCCAUCCCCAUUGGCUGCCUUUGAAAUAGCCUCUAGAGGAAACAA